AGAAGUGUUCUCCGAGAUGGGGGCUGCGGAUCCCGAAUUCACUUACAGCGUGCAAGUGGAUGACGACAGCAGGAUUCUCGAAUUUGAUUUGGUGCUUGAGGGGGGUUCGUAUAGGAUUCUCGAAUUUGAUUUGGUGAAACGCAGCCUAGCUGUGAUACGGGUGCCAGUGGAUAUGCCUAGCGAGGACGUCCGCUUCGGGAUUGUGCGGGCCGAGGGCGGUGGGCUGGGUGUCCUCUUACUGUCAGGCUCAGAUUUCACCGCCCAGUUAUGGAAGAGGAACACUGACUGUGGCGGUGUUGCUUCAUGGAGCCUCGCAAGAACUAUUGAACUCGGCAACCUACUUUCCCUGAAAUCAGAGGAGAAAGGGCCCCUAUACAUACCAGGGUUUGCUGAGGAGAAUAAUACGGUGUUCAUGUGGACAUCUGCUGGUCUCUUUAUGAUCCAUCUCGAGUCACUCAAGUUCAAUAAGAUUUUUGAAGGCAAACCCGGAACCUUUUAUCAUCCAUUCGAAAGUGUCUACGCUGCAGGUAUCUAGCUAGAGUUAAGUUCCGGUGGCUGCGAUGCAGAAUUGGGUAGUUGGAUGUUAGGUUCUUGGAUUUUUCAUGUUUGAUAUGGAGAUUGGAUCGGUCAGCUGUGUAGUGAAAUGAACCACUUAAUUUCCAAACUCCCAUCUGUUAUCUAGUUCUUGUGGACAUUUUGUCCA
Messenger RNA from Lolium perenne, 703 nucleotides. The record is from RefSeq and is a predicted model, not a curated record. NCBI's taxonomy places the organism in Eukaryota, Viridiplantae, Streptophyta, Magnoliopsida, Poales, Poaceae.